AUGAAAAAAAAUAUAUUGCUGUUUGGAUUGGCUUUUGCUGGAGGUUUUACAUAUGAAAGAUACUACCCAUAUAUAAAGGCUUUCAUUAGUGAUAAAGGUCAAAAAAAUGAUGAUCACAGCUUCAAAUCAAUGUUGGAACAAGGAAACUAUAUACAACCAAAGGUGAUUGAUAUCAUGCACUCUUCUCCAGAUAAGCAUUUCUUACACAACUUCAUUGCUCAACACAACGAGGCUCUGAAUGUGUUUAAAAUAUAUUAUCCAAACAAAUUAGAACAAAAAAUAUAUAGCGACAAUCUAGAAUCUGAAGAUAAAAUUCAUCUACACUUUGUUUUUAAUGCUGCCGACCAUCUCUAAGGACAUAGUUCCAUAGUUCAUGGAGGAUUAUUGGCAACAUUAAUAGAUAAUGCAUUUGGAUAAUUGAGUUACCUGGCAAGUGGGCAGAUUCCUACCGCAACAGCAAAUUUGAAUAUAAAUUACAGAAAACCUGUAAAAACCAACCAUGAUUACAUGAUCACAGCAGAAAUCGAUAAGAUUGAAGGCAGAAAGGUGUUCCUCAAGGCCACGAUCUAUGAUCAGGAUAAGACCAUAUGUACUGAGGCUACGGGUUUGUUUUUGACGGUUUAAUGGGGAGGACAAAUGUGGAAGAAUGCCUUAGAUAAAAUCAAGGAGGUAUCACAAAUUGACGAGAAACUAGUUAAAAUAGAUCAAAAGAAAAAAGAGUGAUAAAAAUAUUAACCCAUAGUUUAUAAUAAUCGC
This is a messenger RNA of Paramecium octaurelia, 756 nucleotides long. Lineage: Eukaryota; Ciliophora; Oligohymenophorea; Peniculida; Parameciidae. The record is from the annotation of a GenBank genome assembly.